Molecule: messenger RNA, 210 nt
Organism: Cetraspora pellucida
Lineage: Eukaryota; Fungi; Glomeromycota; Glomeromycetes; Diversisporales; Gigasporaceae
Source: the annotation of a GenBank genome assembly
AUGGGAAUACCUUACGAAACUCUCGUUAUGCUAAAUACCAUUUACUUAAGAGGUUAUGUGUUUACUGGAUAUUACUUUAUGCUGCUCACCCAGAAGAUAGUAUUAGAAGGAAACUUAAGAUUUACACAAUCCAUAAAGGCUUUUAGAACUUACAAACGCAGAUCAAGAAAGAAACACCAACGGGGUGCACGUCAAGCAAGAUUUGUAUAA